Molecule: messenger RNA, 1438 nt
Organism: Amoebophrya sp. A120
Lineage: Eukaryota; Dinophyceae; Syndiniales; Amoebophryaceae
Source: the annotation of a GenBank genome assembly
CUUGCAACGCGAUGUGCUAGCGGUGAAACGCUGCGAGGUGCGGGAACUACGGGCAAAUAAACCUGAAAUAUCCUUUUUACCUUCCGUGGCUGGAGCAGCACGAACAGCUCCAUGUGGUCGUCAUGGGUGAUCGUUAUUGGUGCCAUUUGUAAAGCCUGUGUUGCGGAAAUUCGAAAGUAAGUCUCGGUAAAGAAGCGUACUUAGUCUAUUCCAGUAUUUGUUUCAGGCUCUUCAUAAAAGUACAGAGCGAUCGGUGAAAAUUACACAAGCAGUUACUCUCCAUUGAAAUCGGUGGCUGCGCCUUCCGUAUAUCGGUCUAGCUACUCUUCUCGGUGGCAGUGGCACUGCAGACGCGAAUCUUGAAAAACCAAAAAUGACCGAGCAGGAAUAAGUACUUGGUUACUCUGCGACCUCUGUGUCGUUUCAUUCGGUGAUUAUCUUCGUGCACAGUCGGGCCUUCGUUCUGUGUAAAGUAUCUAUCGUGAAGAAGAUGGCUGGCCAGAUAGUUCGUCGCGGUUUCUCAUCGUGUAUCAGUAUGGCUGAAGAUUUGAAAGCGUCUACGAUCGCGCUGAUCAGCGCAAUCGAACAGGAGGCGUCUACCAUGGACGAGGCGUUUCAGUACCUGUAUUACGCCUUCUACGACCCAGACCACGAUUUUGCGGAAGGUAUAAACUAUUUAUACGUCCGAACAAGCUUCUGCUCGUGAAGUAGAUCUAUCGUGAUCGUCUUUGUGGAUCGAUGACGAUUAGGCAUAAAGACGAGGACACCAAGAAAUUCAUCGAAAUGAAAAACCCUUUAUUCAUCACAGGUCAGCCCCUGGUGGACGACUUUCGCGCGAAGGCCGCGGCUUGGGAUGGGGACGGGGAUAACUUCAAAAACGCCCUCUACAACGCCUUGAAGGAAAUGCCGGAAGAAGCGACCAACCGGGACAUUGAGACGAAAGUGAACGAACUCCUCGGGUUGGACAAGGACUUGAUCGGCGGCUUCAUCUAUCCUGUGCAAAAGUAUCGUACUCGUACUAAUCGCAGUCAUGCAAGACAAAUUUCUUCUUCAAGCAAAAUCAGCAUGACAAAUUCCGUUUGUCAUGCUGACUUAAUUUGUAUUGCAAUACUACGAGUGCGAUACUUUUGCAGUUCAUAUCAUCGAGGGGGCGGUCGACAUGGCGUUCAACAGUUUCUUCGGAUGAGAUGAAGUCGGGUUAUUUUCGUCUUCAAAACACAUGUGAAUAAAUGUAUGCGUCAAAGAUUGGUACACAAAUCACCUAAAUUGUACAAUAAGCUACACGCGUGAGCCGCGUGUGGUCAAGUUAUUUCUAGUGUCAACUAAAAAAUGCAUCCAGAAUGUAACAAGCGGUAACAAGAAAGGACACCGUGUGCGCUCCAUUGUCAUUCAUUUGGAAGUUUCCACUCCCCGACGAACAAGAAAAGCACACGUUGAU